Messenger RNA from Tinamus guttatus (white-throated tinamou), 1431 nucleotides. RefSeq names its product coagulation factor X. NCBI's taxonomy places the organism in Eukaryota, Metazoa, Chordata, Aves, Tinamiformes, Tinamidae. Gene Ontology annotation, cellular component: extracellular region. Gene Ontology annotation, biological process: proteolysis; blood coagulation. The record is from RefSeq and is a predicted model, not a curated record. Gene Ontology annotation, molecular function: calcium ion binding; serine-type endopeptidase activity.
AUGGCUGGCCGCCUGCUGCCCCUGCUGCUCUCAGAGCAGCUCACAGCCCUGCUCCUCCACGCCGAGGGAAGCGUAUUUAUCAAGAAAGAAAAUGCAGACAAGUUCUUGGAAAGAACAAAACGUGCUAACUCUUUUUUGGAGGAAUUGAAGAAAGGGAAUAUUGAAAGAGAAUGCAAUGAGGAGCGUUGCUCAAAAGAAGAGGCGAGAGAAGCCUUUGAAGACCAAGAGAAAACUGAGGAAUUCUGGAAUAUCUAUGUAGAUGGAGAUCAGUGCAGCUCAAAUCCUUGUCACUACGGUGGACAUUGUAAAGAUGGAAUCGGUUCCUACACUUGCUCAUGUUUGGAUGGCUAUCAAGGCAAGAACUGUGAAUUUGUCAUACCGAAGUACUGCAAGAUAAGCAAUGGUGACUGUGAGCAGUUCUGCAGCAUCAAAAAGAGUGCACAGAAGGAUGUGGUGUGUUCCUGUGCAAAAGGGUAUGUUCUAGCAGAAGAUGGCAAAGGCUGUGUUGCAUCAGUAAAAUUUCCCUGUGGAAAAGUUUUUGUGAAAAGAAAAAAAAGGUCUGUUAUUUCACCUGCUGAUAACAGCAAUGCAACAGGCACUGAAGUUGUCUCUCCCACAAAUGGAACAAUUCUGGAAGAGGACAUCGUUGCUACCACAGAAAGCCCAACCGUCCAGCCUCGGAAUCAAACAAGUAUCCAGUCUCCAAAUGUGAUUACCAGGAUAGUUGGUGGUGAUGAGUGUCUGCUUGGUGAAUGUCCAUGGCAGGCUGUUCUCAUAAAUGAGGGAGGGGAAGAGUUUUGUGGUGGAACUAUUUUGAAUGAAAACUAUAUCCUUACUGCAGCUCACUGCAUGAACCAAUCUAAAGAAAUCACAGUUGUUGUUGGUGAAGUGGACAGAGAAGAGGAAGAACAUUCUGAAACAAUGCAUACGGUGGACAAAAUAUUUGUUCACUCUAAAUAUGUUGCAGAAACUUACGACAAUGACAUAGCCAUAAUAAAGCUGAAGGAACCUAUAACAUUUUCUGAGUAUGUUAUCCCAGCAUGUCUUCCAGAAACAGACUUUGCUAAUGAAGUUCUGAUGAACCAGAAAUCUGGGAUGGUUAGUGGCUUCGGACGGGAGUUUGAAGGUGGACGACUAUCCAAAAAACUGAAAGUGCUUCAAGUCCCCUAUGUGGAUAGGAACACUUGCAAGCAAUCAACUAACUUUGAGAUAACAGAUAACAUGUUCUGUGCUGGUUACGAGACGGAGCAAAAAGAUGCUUGCCAAGGAGACAGUGGAGGCCCCCAUGUAACCAAAUAUAAGGAGACUUACUUUAUUACUGGAAUUGUUAGCUGGGGAGAAGGAUGUGCAAGGAAAGGCAAAUACGGUAUCUAUACCAAACUGUCCAGGUUCCUACGCUGGGUAAAAUGGGUCCUGAGACAAAAGAUGUAG